AACACACGGAGGGCACAAGUGUGACCUUGUAGGACGCUACAAAUAUCCACUGGCAUGUUUUACACAGCUUACUACACCUUCACCACCCCGGACUGCAGCCGACCUCCUUUUGCUGUGAAAUAUCUUUUUCAUUAUUAACCAGAAAGCGGAUAGCUAAAGUUAGCUUAAUUCCCCUUUCUUGGACCGCCUAUAAACUAAGAAGAAUAAAGAAACGAUUACCGUUAUUAUUCAUUUGUCGAAUAAAAAACGGUCGUUCCUGCAGAAUAGAAGUUCUGACACAUUUUGCAGAAACCAUCGGAAAAACGGACCACAAAGAUCAGUCAACAAGGUCAACUUUGAAUAAGUUUCUUUGUUACUGUUUGCACAGUGAAGGGAACUUGCAGAUAAAAACACAGCAGGCUCAGUAGCCACGUUUCAACGGCAUCAUCCUCCGCUUCUUCUACGCAGUGGUCGAACUUUUACGCACUGUUGUCUCGGUGUCACCUUUAUCAUGACGCGAAGAUCUUGUGCGAUAUAUGGAGUCGGGAUUGCCUGCGCCAGUCUACUGAUCAUCGGGAUUGGCUUGAUUGUGGCUCAAGUAUUUCAAACUUUAAUCCAUAACCGGUUAAAAAAGGAGAUAACUCUGACAGAGGGCAGUCGUGUGUUUGAGACAUGGAAAAACCCUCCUCCUCCCGUCUUCAUGCAAUACUUCUUCUUCAACGUCACCAACCCAGAUGCGUUCCUGGAUGGAGCCAAGCCUAUCGUCUCUCAGGUCGGCCCUUACACAUACAGGAAGGUGAAGGAUAGUUUCUGGAAGAGUUCGAUGGUAUCUGUCUGGAUGAACUCCCUGCGUGUCGGCAUUUUCAUGACGCGCUCUGUCAACGAGCUGCUGUGGGGCUUCAAGGACCCUCUGUUGUCCCGCAUCCAUCCCAUUAACCCAGAGAUUGACGAGUACUUUGGCCUAAUGUACAAGAAAAAUGGAAGCAAUGAUGGUGAAUUUGUUUAUCAUACCGGGGAGGCGGACUUCAUGGACUACGGCAGGGUAGCCACGUUUAAAGGAGAAAGUAAACUGAGCCUGUGGACGUCUGAACAGAGUAAUAUGAUCAACGGUACAGACGGCAGUGCCUUCCACCCCCUGCUGUCCAAGACGGAGAGACUGUACAUCUUCAGUCCUGACCUGUGCAGGUCCAUCUUCAUGGAGUUUGAGAAAGAUGUGAAGGUGAAGGGGCUCCCAGCGUAUCGUUUCACCCCUCCUCGUGAUGUCCUGGCAAGCAAGGAGGAGAACCCAGCCAACGAAGGAUUCUGUGUCUCCCCCAAAGAGUGCCUGGGCACCGGCUUGCUCAAAGUCAGCGUAUGCCGAAAAGGUGCUCCAGUCGUGACGUCCUUUCCUCAUUUCUACCUGGGAGAUGAGAAGUACUCUAACGCCAUUGAAGGACUGGAUCCUGUCAGAGAGCAUCACCAGCCUACCUGGACCUGAACCGAUAUUAAUCAAACCACUGGUGUUCCUAUCCGUGCCAGUAAGAGAGCUCAGAUCAACAUCCUCAUCAACAGAAUCUCUGGCUUCCCGAAAACCAAAUCCCUGAACGAGACUAUCUUCCCUGUCAUGUUUAUCAAUGAGACGGUAGUGAUCGACGACGUAUCGGCGGCGAAGCUCCACAAGCUGUUGCUGAUGGUGACGCUGGUGUCCAACUUCCCUCUCGUCCUGGUUGGUCUGGGGGCCAUCCUGCUGCUGGUGUUCAUCGGCCUCAUCGUCUGCGAAUUCAAACAGAAG
This is a messenger RNA of Salvelinus sp. IW2-2015, 1750 nucleotides long. The record is from RefSeq and is a predicted model, not a curated record. Lineage: Eukaryota; Metazoa; Chordata; Actinopteri; Salmoniformes; Salmonidae.